AUGGACACUAUAACUAGUAGUCACAUGAUAGGUGACAAGAAGGUAUUCACAACACUUGACGAAACUGUAAAGGGUAAAGUAUGGUUCAACGACAAUUUUGUGGUAAAUAUAUGCGGAAAGGGCAUGGUGAAGAUUGAAUGUGUCACUAGAAACCAUCAGAUUCUAUCUGAUGUGUUCUAUAUCCCAAGCCUAAAGAAUAAUCUCCUCUCACUUGGUCAACUUGACGAAAAUGACUGCAAGAUUGUCAUCGAAAAUGGGUUUGCUCCUCAAUCAGGCUGGUUCGGGUUGUUGGCUUUUUCUGGCUCCUUUGUUGUCAUCUGA
This is a messenger RNA of Impatiens glandulifera, 321 nucleotides long. RefSeq lists its product as uncharacterized. The record is from RefSeq and is a predicted model, not a curated record. The transcript is spliced from 2 exons. Bases 1 to 321 code for a protein of 106 amino acids. NCBI's taxonomy places the organism in Eukaryota, Viridiplantae, Streptophyta, Magnoliopsida, Ericales, Balsaminaceae.